This is a messenger RNA of Danio aesculapii, 3850 nucleotides long. RefSeq names its product potassium channel, subfamily T, member 2 (gene kcnt2a). NCBI's taxonomy places the organism in Eukaryota, Metazoa, Chordata, Actinopteri, Cypriniformes, Danionidae. Bases 85 to 3420 code for a protein of 1111 amino acids. The record is from RefSeq and is a predicted model, not a curated record. Gene Ontology annotation, molecular function: intracellular sodium-activated potassium channel activity. Gene Ontology annotation, cellular component: membrane. Gene Ontology annotation, biological process: potassium ion transport. The transcript has 29 exons.
GGAACAACUGCAAUAAAAUUCAGAUACAUAAACCGUGUAUCGGAGUUGUAUGAAGUUGAUCUUUUUGCGCUUUAGAGAGAGAUCAUGGAUGAUAGUGAUAAAGCGACACGCCAGCCUCUUAAACACAGAUUCAAGGAUUUAUUACUUCGUGACCAAAACGAUCCAAAGUUUCAGGUUGAAUUCCUUGUUAAAGAAAGUAGUUUCAAAGAACGUCUCCAGUGUUACUUGAUCAAAAAUCAACGAUCAAGUCUCAGUGUGCGAGUGUUUUAUCUGUCACUCAAGGUGUUGAGCUGCAUUUUGUAUGUAUCCAGAGUGCUGACUGACUGUAAGCAUCAGACACGAUGCUCCGGUCAGAACGGUAACUAUACCCUGCUUGAAAUCGACUGGUCUCCGGUUAUUUGGGUUGAUCGAAAUGAAAUGCUUUGGGCUGUACAGGUGUCUGUUGCUGUCAUUUGCUUGUUCAUUAGAAUCCUACUGACAUAUCUACGAUACAAGGGUAACAUAUUGCAGCAGGUACUUCAAAUGGCAUUUAUGUUGGAAUUGAUUGACACGGUGCCCUUUGUGAUUGGCAUUUUUUAUCAUUCCUUCCGGAAGCUCUUCAUUCCUGUCUUUCUGAACUGCUGGCUGGCAAAACGUGCUUUAGAAACUAUGGUUAAUGAUCUUCAUCGAGCUAUUCACCGGACACAGUCAGCCAUGUUCAAUCAGGUCCUUAUGCUCAUCUCCACCAUCGUCUGCCUCAUUUUCACUUUCAUUUGUGGUGUUGAGCACUUGCAGCGAGCCGGAAAUAAACUCACAGUUUUUGACUCUUUCUACUUCUGCAUCGUGACCUUUUCUACAGUGGGGUUUGGAGAUGUUGUUCCUGAUAUUUGGCCCUCCAAGUUGCUAGUGGUUAUUAUGAUACUUGUCACUUUAAUGGUCCUGCCAAUCCAGUUUGAGGAGUUGGCUUAUCUGUGGAUGGAGCGGCAGAAGUCUGGAGGAUAUUACAGCAGACAGAGAGCAGAAACAGAGAAACAUGUGGUGUUGUGCGUCAGUUCAAUCAAAAUUGACCUGCUGAUGGAUUUCCUAAAUGAAUUUUAUGCCCACCCUAAACUUCAGGAGCACUAUGUUAUCAUCCUUUGCCCAACUGAGCUGGAUGCGGCAGUCAGAAGUGUGCUGCGGAUCCCAAUGUGGUCACAUAGAGUCAUAUAUCUGCAGGGCUCUGCCCUCAAAGACCAAGACUUGGUCAGAGCAAAACUGGAUUAUGCUGAGGCUUGUUUUAUUCUGACUUGUCGCUGUGUGGCUGACCGCAAUGCAGCAGAUUAUCAGACCAUCCUGCGUGCUUGGGCAGUGAAGGAUUUUGCUCCAGGCUGUACUCUUUUUGUUCAGAUUCUGAAACCAGAAAACAAAUUUCAUGUGAAAUUUGCAGAUCAUAUUGUUUGUGAGGAAGAGUUUAAAUUUGCCAUGCUGGCCAUGAAUUGCAUCUGUCCUGCAACAUCUACCUUCAUCACCCUUCUGGUGCACACCUCACAAGGCCUAGAGGGCCAGCACUCUCCUGAGGACUGGCACAGAAUCUAUGGGAAAUGCUCAGGAAAUGAAGUGUACAGUAUAGUUUUAAACAAAAGCAUCUUCUUUUCUGAGUAUGAAGGAAGCAACUUUGCUUAUGCAUCAUUUAACGCAUAUAAUAAGUAUGGCAUUUGUCUCAUUGGAGUCUGUCCUGAGGACACUAAGAGCAUUCUGCUGAAUCCUGGUGCUCAGUAUACCAUGAAUGCCUUGGACACGUGCUUCUAUAUCAGUCUCACCAAGGAGGAAAACUCCUAUGUUAAGCAGAGAGAAUGUAGAAACAACAGCAAGACUCAACGACCAAUGAGCAGUGCCAUUGCAAGCACAGGGACCAUGGCCAUAGAUAUACAGGAAAUAAGCAUUCCAUCCACGUUAGGCCCAUCGCUCUCAACGGAAGCUAAUACAUCUGAGAAAAAACAACCAAUCAUGACUCCUGUUGUAGAAUUGCCUGAUUCACCUUCCUUUCAAGCUGACAAGUUACUCAGUGGUCAGUCAAAGAGCCACGUCACUGGAGAUGAAUGCAGUGAUGGUUACUUUAUAGGAUAUCCUCCAAAUUUACCCUACAUUGGAAGCUCAACAAUCCUUUGCCAUUUACGAAAAAAGAAAAUGCCCACAUGUUGUAUGCAUCUGGAAAAGUUUUUGUCCAAGACCUGCAACCACAAAGACGAUGAAGAUGCAAAAGUGUACAGUUUGAAGAGUAAGCUGGUCAUUGUGUCUGUUGAGACAGCAGGAAACACCCUGUACAACUUCAUCCUCCCGUUACGAGCCUCGUACAGACCACAGAAUGAACUGUGGCCCAUUGUGUUGCUCUUAGAGAAUGAACCGGAUGAAGAAUUUCUUGAGACUAUCUGUUGGUUUCCAAUGAUUUACUACUUGCUUGGAUCAAUUGACAGCCUGGAUGACCUGUUGCGUUGUGGCGUCUCUUUUGCUGCCAGUAUGGUGGUUGUGGAUAAGGAAAGCACAAUGACUGCUAAGGAGGACUAUAUGGCGGAUGCAAAAACCAUAGUUAAUGUUCAGACUCUGUUCAGGUUGUUCUCUGGUCUGAACAUCAUCACAGAGUUAACUCAUCCCGCUAACAUGAGAUUCAUGCAGUUCAGCACAAAGGACUGUCAUUCCCUGGCAUUCUCCAAACUGGCAAAGAAAGAAAGAGAAAAAGGCUCAAACCUGUCCUUCAUAUUUCACCUUCCGUUUGCUGCUGGUAGGGUUUUCAGCAUUAGCAUGCUAGACACACUCCUCUACCAGAGCUUUGUUAAGGAUUAUAUGAUAACAAUCACCAGGCUCCUGCUGGGGCUGGAAACUACACCACAGUCUGGUUUCUUGUGUGCUAUGAGCAUUACUGAGGAGGACUUAUGCAUUGAGACGUAUGGCAGACUGUACCAAAGGCUUUCUUCCACUGUAGGAGACAUUCCCAUUGGCAUCUACAGGAGCAAGUCUCAAACAGUUGAAUCUCCUGAGACUCCACAAUUCCAAAUGUCAGACAAGGCAUCGGUGUUUGAUGAGGGCAGAGACCUAGAUGAGCAACAUCAGAGUCUUCACUGUGAAUUACCAGACAGUCAACUGCAGACACAAUCUCUGCGUCGGAGAAGCAUGCAGUGGGCUUCCAGUCUCCUGGGGCCAUGGCAUGCUGAGCGUGAGGCAGACAGACUAAGCCAGCAUCGGGGUGUCCUGCUUUCAUGCUCUGAAAGACUGGAGGUCACGGAGCUGGUCAAGAAACGCAUGAAAAACCUGGGUCUAUCCACACUGGGAUUCGAUGAACAGACCGAUAUCAAGAACAGUCAUGCUUACAUCUUAAUCAACCCAUCUUCUGAUACAAACCUGGAGCUCAAUGACAUUGUGUACAUAAUCCGUAAAGAUCCUCUCAUCCAAGCUGGACGAUACUGACAGCGCUAAGAACAGCAUGAGAAGCAAUUCACAAAUGAAAGCGGAACACAAAGCUGGAUAAUCAUCUUUAAAUUAAAACCUCGCACUGCUUACAAUAAUGCAUGUCAUAAUCAUAUAUAUUUAUAUCAGUAUUCAUGUCUUAUGCUCAGCUUGACGUAGACUUUGGCCCAGUCAGAGUUCUCUGUCCAAUCCUAACUCAGUUUAGCCUCACAAUUCCGCAGGACUCAUGUGCCAGAGAGUACUACAAUAAACAAUAAUGCAUGGAUCUUUUCAUUUCCCACCACUUUUAAUAUAUGAAGCAUAAUGACUAUGUAAUCAGCUUAUAAAAACCAAAGGAAGGUUUUUUUUUGAUGAGAAUAAUUAAAACACUGGGAGCAGCAAUCAUUUCAUUACAAUUACAUUUCAAUCCCCAAAUAAAAUGCUGUCAUUA